Molecule: messenger RNA, 339 nt
Organism: Knipowitschia caucasica
Lineage: Eukaryota; Metazoa; Chordata; Actinopteri; Gobiiformes; Gobiidae
Source: the annotation of a GenBank genome assembly
AUGCGACGCUGUUCUGUCGCCAGCCCGGAGAACGUCUCCAAAAAGUCCCUUUUGUUGACGCCUCCUCCUCAGCACCGCUUCUUCUCCUGCUGCGCGUGCUUCAGCCCGCUGCGUCCCACGCCGGGCUACACUCGGGUGAGCCUGGGCGCUGGGACGGGGCUUCUCCUUUCUCUCCAAACCUCAUCCGCACAAAGAAUGAGGGUCAGUGUGGCCCGCGGCGCCGCCCGGUUCACACAAAGAACCGGGACGUGUGGCGCGCGCGUGCACGGGGUCACGUGCACGGCCCGGGCCGGGCUCCGGGCGUACGUGCGUACGUGCGUCCUCCUAAGAGGAAAAUAA